Messenger RNA from Gigantopelta aegis, 678 nucleotides. RefSeq names its product metalloprotease mig-17-like. Bases 1 to 678 code for a protein of 225 amino acids. Gene Ontology annotation, biological process: proteolysis. The record is from RefSeq and is a predicted model, not a curated record. NCBI's taxonomy places the organism in Eukaryota, Metazoa, Mollusca, Gastropoda, Neomphalida, Peltospiridae. The transcript is spliced from 6 exons. Gene Ontology annotation, molecular function: metalloendopeptidase activity.
AUGGCAUUCACUGGAAAGGAUAUGACGUACGGUUCCCCGUCGAAUAUUGGCAUUGCCUAUUUAGAUAGCGUCUGCAGUGUCUGGGCUGUGUCUGUUGUUGAGGAUCUCCGUAAUAACGUGGUCGGCUGGAUCGCAGCCCACGAACUCGGGCAUAGUUUGAACAGCCAGCACGACGGGGACGUCCCGUCAUCGGCGUGUGACACGGAUGGACUUAACGUCAUGUCCUAUUAUUCGCCGUAUCCAACCGUUAAAAGCACGAGACAGAAACCGUGGAUCUUCUCCGAAUGUUCCGUCAAGGCGUUCCAACUAAAGCUAAGCCAAGUGGGCUGCACGAAGAAUCACCACACUUCCAAAAGCCCAGUCCUACUUGGCCAGGUGUACAACGGAGAUCAACAGUGCCAGCUUGCAUUUGGAACCAACCUCUGUAGGCUAAGCAAGUGUGGUCGCAAGAUAAUUGCCCAUGAAUACACGUCGUGUGGAAACAAAAAGGCAUACGUCUCGAUAUCUGAUGUCCGUCAGUGCACCUGUCACGUGCACGAGAGCCGUCCUACCACCAUGAUGGAUUCCUGCCCACACCAUGACACUGCCACCACCUACACAGUCAACUUGUUGCACGCAGUUUGGAGUUUAACGUUCCCCUCGGCGUCUAUAGACACGUGUGCGUCCACCAGCACGUAA